This is a messenger RNA of Aspergillus sclerotioniger CBS 115572, 1069 nucleotides long. Its product is annotated as kinetochore subunit FTA4 family protein. Gene Ontology annotation, cellular component: Mis6-Sim4 complex. The coding region runs from base 29 to 733 and encodes 234 amino acids. Lineage: Eukaryota; Fungi; Ascomycota; Eurotiomycetes; Eurotiales; Aspergillaceae. The transcript is spliced from 4 exons. The record is from RefSeq and is a predicted model, not a curated record.
GGCAAUCGCAACUCUUCACUAUGGAGCCAUGGAAUCAACUCGUACCAUUUCCGAGCUGAAAUCGUCCUUUAUCAGGACGCAAGUGCGAAUACUAUCGGAAAGCCUUGAGCCACCCGAGGAUUGGCGAAAUUACGCCGCGGAGACUGAGGAGGAUGAUCUCAGCGAUAAGGUGGUCGGCGAUGUCUUACAGAAAUUAAAUGCGGCGUUGAAACAACACAGUCGCAUUGUCUACGCCUCCCAGGCAGUUCAGCAUGUUGCACAGCAAACCACUAGCUUAUACUGGUCCUCUGUGACCCAGGCAAUACCCAAUCCAGGUUCUCUGUUAAAGGGUGUUGAGAGAUCAGUGGACCUGUCCAGCCAUUUGAAUAUCGCGCAACUCCCAUUGGAGCUAGAGGACCAAUCUGCGAGCGAGGAACAGCGGGCGAGGUACCAAGAACUCCGAGAACGUCUCACUGACCUGGACCGUCUCCGGCUACAGCGACAACGGCGCCUCGAUCAAUUACGACAGCUACAGCGUUUACUCGAGCCGUUUCAGGAAGCCCAGAAAAAUAUCCAGCCUAAUCUGGUGACGCGGGAUGGAGAGCUGGUGCAAGAGUUGGAGAAGAUGAGGAUGCUGGUUGCGCGCGUUGGCGGCCGGGUUGAACAAGGGAAGAAGAAAAUGGGGGUCCAGGAGAAUGACAGCCCGUAUCUGGGGUGCGACCAGAAACUAGAUGCCUUAUUGGACAUGACAUGAUGACAAAUAAUGAGGGAGGGCCCGGCUAGAUCAUACUACAUUGAAGGAAGGAUGCCCGAAUAAAUCGAAUGCCUUGCCUAACACGCGGGACAUCGCGUCUACAUAGCCUGGGAAUAUGAGGAAGUGGCCCUGCCGAGAGAGGUCACACAGAUGCAUGGAAAGAUUGCACUGGAUAAUCAGUAGAUCCCAAUUUCUGCAUCUACUUGCCAGCUACUACCCAAGCAGCUAUAAUAAGUCAAGAUCCCAUGCGGUUGCCGCAUCAUUGAGAAGUUGCAAGGGAGAAGGCGAUUGCUUGCAGCUGCACCAUUCAUAGCAGGUGCCAGUGACAGGACGAAG